Molecule: messenger RNA, 842 nt
Organism: Vitis riparia (riverbank grape)
Lineage: Eukaryota; Viridiplantae; Streptophyta; Magnoliopsida; Vitales; Vitaceae
Product: chaperone protein dnaJ 11, chloroplastic
Exons: 1
Coding region: 30-518 (162 amino acids)
Source: RefSeq, a predicted model, not a curated record
CCCAUCAUAACUUUUUAAAACACUGUAUAAUGCUCUCUGCAUCUUCUCCUUCAUUUCUCCGGCCAUCUCCUCGCUUCACCGGCAGAGCUUUUUCUCCGGCGCCGCCGCGUGUCAGCUACCGCCAGCCCUGUGUUUCCGCCGUUUACACCUCCACUGAAAGAGCGAGGCCCUCUUACCUGAGCCUCGCCGAAACGGCGUCGUGCGCCUCUCUUUAUGAGAUCCUCGGCAUCCCUAUGGGUGCUACCAGUCAAGAGAUCAAGUCGGCGUACCGGAAAUUGGCUAGAGUUUGUCAUCCUGAUGUUGCUGCAAUCAGCCGGAAGGAUUCGUCAGCCGAUGAGUUCAUGAGGAUCCACGCAGCUUACUCGACUCUCUCUGAUCCUGAGAAACGCGCCGAUUAUGACAGGUCGCUUUUUAUGCGGCAACAGCCGAUCGGAUCUUAUGCCGGCAUUUCUUCUCCGACGAUGUCGGGAUUUUCCGGCUAUACUCGCCGAAAUUGGGAAACGGAUCAGUGCUGGUAGGGAAUUGAUUUAGUGACUAAUCAAGAUUAUGUGAGUGAUUGCUCGGGAUUGAAGCUCAGAAAAUUGCUUGCUUGUACAUAAUUUGGUGUCCAUACAAAAUGAAGAAGCCUAAUACACAGGAAGCGCUAACGCCAAGCUUCCCAGUUGAAAUCAAAGCCGAUUAUUUAGUUCAUGGCUUGAUAAGGGCUCAUAGUCAUGGGGCUGUAAUGAUUUUUCCCACGGUGCUUAUGAACGUGUAACACGCCCAGUUUCGAGAUGAACCACUGUAAUAUAAUAUUACUUCUUAAUGACAGUUUACAUAAAAAGAAAAUUUUAUUCCUAUUA